Molecule: messenger RNA, 745 nt
Organism: Camelina sativa (false flax)
Lineage: Eukaryota; Viridiplantae; Streptophyta; Magnoliopsida; Brassicales; Brassicaceae
Source: RefSeq, a predicted model, not a curated record
AUGACCUUUUGCCUCUGGAAUAACUUUCUUCUGGCAGAUCCAGGGGAACUUGAUGAGGAGGAUAAGUGCACUGAAACGGGUGAACUUGCCACCUGGGUUUGCACUGUGUGCUGUCGCAUUGAGGACCCAGGUCCUGCUGGCCUAGGCAUUACUGGCCGAGGCGUUGAUAAUUUCAUCACGCAUCUCUCUACUCGAGAACAUGAAGUCAAGCUUUACGAAUGGUGUCCCCCCAGUGGCGAUUACAUCGACGAGGAACUCGAGGGGUUCAAGGAGGAGUACCAGGGGUUCGACGAGGAGGACGAGGAAGCCAGACGAAUGCUACUACCAUGGUGUGGAUGAGGAAAACCAGCAGGGAUGUAUACUCGUACAACAACAAGGAAGCGGUUGAAGCCAGUGUUGUGGCUCCCCUUGACUCUUUAGCAACCUGUUCUAAUAUCUGAAAACGUUGAGAUGUCUAAUCAUUUGAAUUCGGGUGUUUUGUUGAUGAAAACUAAAACAUUAUAGGCUUAAGAGAGAAAGCACAAGAAGAUGAGUGAAGAGGAGGAGGAGGAGGAGUACAUGGCCCCUAGUNUUUUUUUUUUUUUUUUUUUUCAUUUCUAAUGCCUUUCCCUUUCGUAUUGUGAAUGCUUUGUUUAUGUCGCGUUAACUUAAUGUCGCGUUAAACUUAUACUAUAACUUGAGCUUAUUUUUCAUGUCUCUGUUCUUUUUUUGAGAUCGGACCGGAUAGUAAGUUUCAGAUGAUCAA